Molecule: messenger RNA, 3087 nt
Organism: Lineus longissimus
Lineage: Eukaryota; Metazoa; Nemertea; Pilidiophora; Heteronemertea; Lineidae
Exons: 1
Coding region: 1-3087 (1028 amino acids)
Source: RefSeq, a predicted model, not a curated record
AUGGCGACUACUAAGGGUAAAAGUGUGGCUGCUGAGUCAGCAACGCUUGAAUUCCUAUUGGAAAGGAGGCGCAUCAAUCGGCAGAGAUACACCAAGUUGGAGAAAUCCUUGUUCCGAUAUUAUGAUGAUGUUCUUCCAGCAUUAGACGAUGAUGACCGUUCACCCGAGAAUGAGAUUAAAGUGAGGGCAGCCAUGUCUGCCAGAGAACAGUUGAAGUCAGCCUACAUGGACUUGCAAGAUACUCAAGACCAAGUGGAUUAUCACAGAGAUAACGAGGAGAGGCUGAACGCUAUGUCUGACGACCAGAGGAGAAGAGAAGAUGAAGAAGAGCAAGUACAAGGUCUACGUCAAAAAACGGAGGUUCCCAAGAGUGUAGGACUUGUCAAGGCCAUUACAGGUCCAAAGGAGAUAUUGAUGCAAUCCACUCUAGCAAGAAUCGAAUCACGAGGAGCAAUUUCAGUAGCGAGAAUCUUAUUUGAUACAGGCAGCGGUGUAUCAUUCAUAAGUAACAAGAUGGCAAGAAAACUGGACUUGCGAGGACCCAAGGUUGAGGCAGAAUUUUCACUAGCCGGUGGUAACCAGAUGAGAUUGAAAACAGAGAGAGUUAAGUUUCAUCUAUCAAGCGCUAUUCCUAAUUGGAAAGGUGAGGAAUUUGAGAUAGAGGCCUACACAGUUGAUCAGCCUAGCAUGGACCUCAACUGCGUGAGAGUAGAUUUGUCAAAGCUGCAACACUUACAGGGAUUGCAGAUAGCAGACACAUACCCCCGUGAAUCGGCUGAAAUUGAUGUUAUGUUGGGGCUAGAGGAUACCACAAACAUCUUACUGCCUGUGAGAAAAACUGGACCACCAGGAAUGCCAACUGCCACAAAGAGUCAUUUUGGAUGGGUACUUUCAGGUAUCUGCCCAGUAGAGGAGCCAAACCAACGACAUGGAAAGAUUGGUAUGGUAAACACGUGUCAUAGAGUUUCCUUGGAGAAUGAAACUGACUUUGCAGCCAGACAUUGGGACCUAGAACACUUGGGAAUAUUACCUAAUGAGGUCAAGCACCAAGCCACAGAAUUGGAGACUGAUGCAUUGCAGCAGCAUCUUGAUAAUACCAAACUCGUAGAUGGUCAUUACGUCACAGGUUUGAUUCGCCAUCCGGACUGGAAGGACAAGUCUUUAGAAUCAAAUCGAACCUUAGCAGAGAAACGUCUCGAGGGGUUGGAAAGAAGACUACAGAGGGACCCAGACUUGGGAAAGGCCUACCAAGAACAGAUCCAAGAGUUAGUUGAUAAAGGGCGUGCCGAGAAAGUUGAGGAAUUGGAGAAACAAGCGCAAGCAAUAUGGUACUUGCCUCAUCACCGUGUUGUUAGAAUGGAUAAAUCAACCACAAAGGUGCGUGUUGUGUUUGACGGCUCCGCCAAAGGACCAGAGGGGGUGUCACUAAAUGACACAUUGUUGAGUGGACCAGCACUGCAGCCCGACCCACUUGCCAUACUCUUGCGUUUCAGAAAACAUAAAGUAGCGCUUGUAGCAGAUAUAGAGAAAAUGUUUCUUCAAAUCGGCAUGCAAACUGGAGAUCAAGAUCUACAGAGAUUCUUAUGGCGUGACAUGGACACUAGUAAAAAACCUGAUGUUUACAGGCUGAAAACAGUAACAUUUGGUCUGAAAUCAUCUCCAUUUUCGAGUAUCAAAACUGUAGUGGACCAUGCACUCACACAGACAAAGGAAUACCCAAAGGCUACUGAGGAAAUAACAGAAAAUAUUUUCGUGGAUGAUGUACUGUCUGGAGAAGACAAUACCACAGCAGCAGCAAGCUUAGCAGUAGACAUGAAAACAGUCUUGAAAUCUGGAGGAUUCCCACUCAGGAAAUUUGUGUCCAACAAACCAGAAGCUUUGGCUGGAUUAGAGGAGUCAGAUCUUGCCUGUGGUAUAGUAGUCGUCACUGAGGAACAAUUUACUACAAAAACGUUGGGGAUCAAGUACAUUCCUAAAGAGGACGUACUAAUGUUUUCCUUUUGCGAGAGGAUGGAAAAUGUACCCUGUGAAACUCGUAGGACUGUUUUACAACAACUUCAUCGAAUUUACGACCCGAUGGGUUUGUUAGCACCGUUCACUUUGGUAGCCAAGCGGCUAUUCCAACAGUCCUGGAUGGAUCGUACUGACUGGGAUGAGAAGUUAUCUGAUGAACUUCAUCAGAACUGGGUACGUUGGAAGGAGCAAGUUUCUGAUCUGGAUCAGAUAAAGGUCCAGCGAUGUAUAGUUCCUGAGAGCUUCACUCAACCUAGAUUCACACUGCAUGGUUUCGGUGAUGCGUGUGUAGCAGCAUAUGGAGGAGUAGUUUACGUCAGGGUUGAGGACUUGCCAACAGGGAGAGUGCACACAGCUGUACUGUGCUCUAAAACUAGAGUGUCACCACUUGGAAAGAAGAGAAGCUUACCAGAGCUAGAGCUCAUGGCUGCGCUAAUCACAGCACGUUUGGUAAACUACGUUCAACGUGAAAUCAAGUUGGAAAUAGAGGAUGUACACUGCUGGACUGACUCACAAGUAGUACUUGCCUGGAUUAGCAAACCUGCCUACACUUGGCAGACGUUCGUUGCCAAUCGCGUGAGUGAGAUACAGAAUCUAGUACCACCUAGGAAGUGGAGUCAUUUGCCAGGGAAAAUUAACCCCGCUGAUCUAUGCUCGAGAGGAUGUUCUGCUGAAAGCUUAGUUAACUCGCAACUCUGGUGGGAAGGGCCAGACUUCCUAAGAAAAGAAGAAGAAAGUUGGCCAAAACAGCGAAUUGACACAGCUGAACUGGAAUUGGCUGAACAGAAGAAAAAACCCAAGACUUUCUCAGCACUGCAAGUCAAAGAGAAAACAACUGACCAAACCAAAAGUGAGCAGCUGAAACUAGUGGAGAAAUAUGAGAGUUACCACAAGUUUCUGAGAGUGAUGAAUAGAGUCCGAAGCUUAAAGUACCGAGUGAGGACAGGAGAUGGGCAACAUGUUCGAGAAGAAAAUGCAAUCUUGACUCUCACUGAUCAAAGAGAAGAGGAGUUGUAUUGGUUACGUUGGGCUCAAACAAGCAUUUUCAGUGGAAAUUCAAGCAGUACAGAAUAA